GCGUCGUAAAACUAACACGGCAGGAAGUUAUGUUUGCACAUGCGCAAACUUGGUCAGGCAGUUUAGCGACAACUUUCUUUUGGAAAAAAUGAACGCGUUGUGUCAUGAAAUAUGAAGCAGUGAGAACAUACAUUUUGGACAUUUUACGACCGCCAGCGGAAUUAAGUGUCUUUUUUUAAACAGGUGACAUUAGCGCUCUGCUUAGCAUUAGCAUUAGCAGCGGAAGAAGAUGGCUACACCGGAAGGAGAAGAAAUGAAUGACAAUGCUACUAAAACUACUAAAGCUUCCACGUUAAUGUCGUUGCCGGAUUUUAAGAAGUGCUUGAGCUGCCGCAUCAUCUCCGGCGGCGGUCUGAUCCUGGCCGGGUUUUACGUGCACAAUGCCGCCCGCAGAGUCGUGGGUCCCAACAUGCCCACCCCCCUUGGCACCGUCUUGCAGAUCACCUUUGCGGCUUGUUUGGCUGGAUGGGGCGUGAUCGUCAUGGUUCAUCCUGUGGGGAAAAUGCGCAGAGUGGACCAGAAGUGAGGCAGCCUGGGACAAAUAUGGACAAAGACACAGUUUGAAACAGACAUAAGUAUGUGUGACAAAUAUACAUUAUAAGCAA
Messenger RNA from Nerophis ophidion (straightnose pipefish), 605 nucleotides. It is a transcript of the gene dmac1, whose product is annotated as distal membrane arm assembly component 1. The transcript has 2 exons. Lineage: Eukaryota; Metazoa; Chordata; Actinopteri; Syngnathiformes; Syngnathidae. The record is from RefSeq and is a predicted model, not a curated record. The coding region runs from base 230 to 526 and encodes 98 amino acids.